Messenger RNA from Staurois parvus, 558 nucleotides. The record is from the annotation of a GenBank genome assembly. NCBI's taxonomy places the organism in Eukaryota, Metazoa, Chordata, Amphibia, Anura, Ranidae.
AGUCUUGUACCAUGUGACCUCUGUGAUCAUUCACAGAUUUCACACGUAGUAAGCAAUGAUGUCGCAAGUGACAUCUUGCUUACUACUUUGCAUGUGAUCACUGAUUGGCCAAUCAGUGAUCACAUGAUCGGGACCUCGUAUAGAAGUCCUGUCCGACGAUCAGUGUUCCACAGCGGGCACCGGACCGUGGUGCUGCGCACUCACAGGGAGCGCGCACAAGCAGGGUGCGGGGAGGCCAUUUAUAAACGGCCACCCGACCCUGCACUGCCACCCUGGUGGUUGUUUAGAAACGUCCUCCUGCAUUCCCUGCCUGUGCUCGCUUCCUGGGAGAGUGCGGCACCACGAACCAAUCGCUGUACGGGACCUCUGUGUGAGGUCCCGAUUCAUGUGAUCACUGAUUGGCCAAUCAGUGAUCACAUGAAUAGUAGUAGUAAGCAAGAUGUCACUUGCUGACAUCAUUGCUUACUACUAGUGAAAUAUGUGAAUGAUCACAGAGGUCACAUGGUUAUUCACCACCGCCUUGUACCAUGUGACAAGCUGUGACUAAUCAUAGCUCCC